This is a messenger RNA of Acanthopagrus latus (yellowfin seabream), 3558 nucleotides long. It is a transcript of the gene phc1, whose product is annotated as polyhomeotic homolog 1. The record is from RefSeq and is a predicted model, not a curated record. Lineage: Eukaryota; Metazoa; Chordata; Actinopteri; Spariformes; Sparidae. Gene Ontology annotation, cellular component: nucleus; PRC1 complex. Bases 347 to 2752 code for a protein of 801 amino acids. Gene Ontology annotation, molecular function: zinc ion binding; protein binding. The transcript is spliced from 14 exons.
ACUAACGCCGCACAUUUUCCACUCGUUAACGUCCACGUUAGCGCCAGAUGAACAGCUUCUCCAUUUUUAUUUGACAUUCCGGCACUCGCCAUGUGUUACUCGCUCAGUCACAAAUGUUUAUGUACUUUUUCAUGGUCUGUCAGACUUUUGUUUGUAGGCUGGUUAGCUAACUAGCAAAGUCCAUUGUGGUUAGCCACAGCUGGUUAGCUUCUUUCUCACUUGGUGCUUUGAGCUUUCCUCCAUGUUGUUGUUUUUCUCUUAUCCAUCUGUCAUGUUGACAACUGGUAUGCCAAUGAAAAUACCACGAUGCAUGCUACGAUUAUUGGUGACAUAGUGAUAAGCAAACAUGGACGCAGGUGAAGACCAAAACACGGGCACCACCAAUGGAAAUCCUCAAACAGGCGGCAACUCUCGUGCACCCCAGAUAGCCCACAUGUCUCUAUAUGAAAGGCAGGCUGUACAGGCUCUUCAAGCACUACAAAGACAGCCAAAUGCUGCUCAGUACUUCCAGCAGCUCAUGCUGCAGCAGCAGAUCAAUAGUGCCCAACUCCAGAACUUGGCUGCUGUGCAACAGGCCACGCUUGCAGCUAGUCGUCAGUCCAAUACUCCAAGCAACAGCAUGUCCCAGGCCACCACCACAGUCAACCUAAGCACUACAUCUGCGGGAGGUACCAUGACUAAUCCCCGUCCCCACGGCCCGGCCACAUCUGCAACGACAACAGCUCUCAACCAGUCAGUGUUGCUGGGUGGAAACUCUGCGGGACAGGGACAGAUGUAUCUUCGGGUCAACCGCUCUCUCAGGGCUCCCCUUGCCUCUCAGCUCAUCUUCAUGCCUGGUGGUACAGCAACAGCUACUGUAGCAACAGUUGCCCAAACACAGCCGCAGCAGCAGCAGCAGCAACAACAGCAGCAGCAGCAGCAACAACAACAACAACAGCAACAGCAACAGCAGCAACAGCACGACAUUGCUCCUACAACUGCAAGUGCCCAGUCCGACAGUGAUCAGGUGCAAAAUCUGGCCCUGCACUGUGCUCCCAGAGCAGUUGCUGUCAAGUCUGAGCUUCCAGAGAGGAAAGAUGUUGCUGGGUUUCCUCUGGGUCAACAGCAGCAGAAUUUUGCCCAGAGAACUCAACAGCAGCAGGUGCAACCUCAACAGCAACAACAAAUGGCCAAACCCAACUUUACUCAGCAGUCCACCGCAAACACUAUGACUGUAAAGACUGGAAACCAGGCUGCCAUGACUGUUACUCCCGCUGCUUCUGUAGCUCCUUCCUCUACCUCCUCUCCAGCACUCCCUCUCUCCCAACUCCUCCUGUCCUCCUCUGCUGCCCCUGUGAUCCUGGUACCCACCACUAAUGUUCCCACCACCACCCAGGGCUACUCCAUCGGCUCAGUGACCCAGAAAGCCACUGUUAAUACGCAGACUCUGGUGGUGCAACCCCUACAGCAGGCCAGCACUACUGCAGACAAAGGUCCGGUGCCAAUCCAGCCCAAAACAGCUCAGGGACACCGCUUACCUGUGCAGCUACCCCCUCGACACCCACCUCCUAUUCUCCCAGCACCACCUGGCAACAGCCAGGGCACUCCCCACAUCCCUGUGCAGCUUGUGGGAGCCAGGCAGGGCUUAGCAGGAAAUGCACAGGCUGUGGCCCUGGCACAGGUACGAAGUGGCACAAGCCAGGAAACCACCGGGAAUGUUAAUGCAGUCUCCAGCAACAGUGUUAUGAUAAAGCCUGCCAUUGGUUCUCUGAAGAGAAAAUCUGACUGUGAUGCACCAAGUGAGAUGGCAACAGAAUGCUCUGACUCUACACCCGUGAAAGAUUCUGCUCCUCCCUUAUCCCCUGCCCCUACAAAGGACUCGGCUCCUUCUGCAGCGGCUGCCUUCCCGUCUCCUCCCACCCUGUCUUUGCCUCUGCCCUUGUCAAGAGUGGGGCUUGGAGACAACAGAGCACCUGUUCCCCAGGCAGUGGUCAAACCUCAAGUCCUCACCCACCUCAUAGAGGGCUUUGUGAUCCAGGAGGGAGCUGAGCCUUUCCCUGUUGCUGGACUCCUCAAAGACAGAGAUUUUGCCCUGGUCGGCCGCUCAGAGAAUGGACCUCCAUUGUUGAAGUGUGAGUACUGUGGAAGCCUUGCACCAGCCAGCCAGUUCAGAGGAUCAAAGAGGUUCUGUUCAAAUACCUGUGCUAAGAGGUAUAACGUGAGCUGCAGCCAACACUUUAAGACAAGCAGAGGGAGGAGUGGUGCUGGCCCAGCACCACCUCCAGCACCCACCGAGAGCACUGCAAGGCGGAGGGGCCCCUCUCGCAGGAGCAGUUCUAAUAACAGCUGUAACAAACUAUCAAGCAGGCAUCUACCUGUCAAGUGUCACUCUGAGUCCAGUCGUUCAGAGGAUGUAUCCAGCGACGGAGAAGGAGAGGAGGACGAUUCUCCUUCACUGUCCCCGAGCUCCUCACACUCCUGCUCAAGAGCUGAGCACAGCGCUCCUCCAUCUGACAGCUCAGCUCCUGGUAGCCUCCCGAUAGAGGGAGCUAACUUUCUCUCAUCAACUCCUGCUCAGUGGAGCGUGGACGAAGUCUGCCGGUUUAUCUCUUCACUUCAAGGUUGUGAAGAGUUGGCUGCCCAGUUCCUGUCACAGGAAAUAGACGGGCAGGCUCUGAUGCUUCUCCGAGAGGACCAUCUCAUCUCCACCAUGAAUAUCAAGCUGGGUCCCGCUCUCAAGAUCUGUGCCUCCAUCAACAGCCUGCGUGAGUGAUGGAGUCAGUGCUUAUGAAGGACAGCAGGCUCAUUUUCUCAUUGAUGAAUCAGUACCUGGACCUGCUCCUCUUUUAGUAAGAAAAGACUGAGAUCAGUGAGGAUGCUUUUUACUAAACAGUGCGGCGCCAUCACUCAUAUGGAUAUAUGGGGAUGGACAGUUUACUUUCUGGACGUUGAAUGUGCAAAAACAAUGUAUGUAUACUGUAACAUGUGAGCGGUGAGGGUGGACAGUCUGAAAAAUCCAUGUCAGUAGUGUUUUGUCAGUUUUUUUUUCCUGUCUCUGAGUAGAGGCCUUUUGUAUGUAAACUCUUGUGAAACUGUGCAAACCCAGCCUGCAGUACUUGGUGCUAGGUCUUUUAACUAGGACAGCUCACCUGUUGGGUUAAAUAGAAAGAUAUGUUGCCUUCUGGCUGUAUUUCAAACGGUGCUUUAACUUUAGUGAUAUAUGAUUUGGAGUGAUGUCAAAAAACUUCUUUCAAAUCUUUCAGUCUUUUACUAGUUAGUUGUUAUUUUACCAUAGAUGUCUAAUCCAGGCUCCAAUCACAUCAAGCAGAAGACACUCAAAAAGCCUGGUUUAUAUUAAUUAGUUAAUUUUACUAGUUAUUAAAGUUUAGUUUUAUAUCUUUUCCAUUUUGUACUACAAUCAAAGUUAUUUUUUCAUGAAUAUGAUAUAGUUUUAGUAGCUUUAAUCAACUUAACUACCUGAAAAUAGGUAUUCCUCAUGGUUUGCUCUCUCAAGGGCUGAGUGGAAGUGCUCUGUGUACAUGUAUGCAGUACUACCAAUAAACAAUACCUGUUACUGGA